Messenger RNA from Eremomyces bilateralis CBS 781.70, 408 nucleotides. RefSeq lists its product as uncharacterized. Lineage: Eukaryota; Fungi; Ascomycota; Dothideomycetes; Eremomycetales; Eremomycetaceae. The record is from RefSeq and is a predicted model, not a curated record. The transcript is spliced from 2 exons. Bases 1 to 408 code for a protein of 135 amino acids.
AUGCUUUCAUCUAUCAGAAUCCUUUCUAACCACGUCCAAACGUUGCUCCGCGCUCCAACCCUUCUGCCCACACUUCUCCGCAAUGCCCGCUCGGCGCUGUUUCCCAAUAACAGUCCCCCCCCUACGAGAACCGUGCCAUCCAUCGAGGAGCAGCUCGCUAUCCGCCGGAAAUGCGCGGAGACGAUCGCUGGCUUGAUCCCACCCUUCGUAUCUGCCGUGUACUUUUCCAAAGAGAAGAAGACUUCGGCUGUGGAUGAGAUCGAGGUGAUUCUGAAGGUCUUCGGAGAUACGUAUAUGAAUAAGCAUCUCAUCUUUGGUGUCAUCGAGUUGGUUGUCAUUCGACUCUUGCCGGAGAUGGCAGAGUUGGGAGUUGAAGGUCUGAUGGCGGAGCGGUUGGGAGAAGUAUGA